This is a messenger RNA of Fonsecaea multimorphosa CBS 102226, 678 nucleotides long. RefSeq lists its product as uncharacterized. The transcript has a single exon. NCBI's taxonomy places the organism in Eukaryota, Fungi, Ascomycota, Eurotiomycetes, Chaetothyriales, Herpotrichiellaceae. The record is from RefSeq and is a predicted model, not a curated record. The coding region runs from base 1 to 678 and encodes 225 amino acids.
AUGCCUCGCCCAGCCCCACCUGUUCUGGAGAAAUGGGGAGUUCGCUACCCAAUCAAAACUCCCCGCCCCGACCUCUCAAUAGGCACAGAUCUCACGGCCCUUGUCUCUGCUCUCUCGGCGCAAAAACUCAACAAGGCCAAGGCCACGGCAUUCAUCGACUGGCUCCAGAACGAGAUGGUGCAGCACGAGCCACAGGGCCCGCUUGAACCAAUGCUUCUCUCAGUACCGGCACCAGGCGCUUUAGAUCUCGCCUUCCCGUUUGCCGUUGUCGAGGGCACGGCUUACUCGACCGGUAACCAAAUCUUCGCCGCAGAGAACCAGGCUGCGAUUUCCGGGGUAUGCGCGCUCAAGAUCCAGCUUGACCUGGAUAGCCUGGUCAACGGCGGCGCGAUCACAUCUGGUGCUCUGCCCACAUCCUCCUCGAGCACCCAUGCCCCGCUCUUCUUCUCCAUCACCACCCAAGGGCCGAUCCACGAGCUCUGGUACCACUGGACCGUCUAUGACGAGGGUGUGCGCAGGUUCGAAUCGAAACUUUUGGACAGUUGUAAUGCGCUGGUGCUGGAGCGGGUGGAGGACCUUAUGGUCAAGCUCAAUAACGUGGGUAAUUGGGGUACAGGACCGUUUGUGAAGUCCGUGGUGGAGCGUCUUGGGAAAGUCGCAGUCAAGGUGGAGACUUAG